AUGGGCUCCGUUGACUACAUCCCGAACAUGGCGACGGCCAAGCCCGAGUACCAGGUCUUGGAGAAGCCCAGUCGAGGCGGUAGAAAACUCCGAAUCAUCUGCCUGGGUGCCGGCGCCAGUGCGUUAAAUCUUGCGCACGAGGUUGACACGAGCUCCCUGGACCUUGAGCUCGUAUGUUACGAAAAGAACCCCUCCAUCGGUGGCACUUGGUACGAGAACAAGUAUCCCGGGUGUGGUUGCGAUAUCCCUUCUGUCAACUACCAGUUCUCAUGGGCACCGUCCAGUGAAUGGACGUCCUUCUACUCAGGCGCUCCGGAGAUCCUUCAGUAUUUCAAAGAUGUCGCAGAGAAGUACGACUUGAACAAAUACAUUCGGCUGAGUCACAAAGUGGUGGGUGCCUACUGGAACGAGGAAGAGCAGAUGUGGCAUGUCAAGAUCCAGAAAGGUGAUGAUCCCAAUGCCAUCAUCGAAGACAAGGCCAACAUCUUUGUCAAUGCCAGUGGAGUGCUGAACAAGUGGAAGUGGCCUGCGAUCAAAGGCAGGGAAACUUUCAAGGGCUCGAUGGUUCACAGUGCAAACUGGGACGACAGCGUCGAACUCAAGGGGAAGCGUGUCGCAGUCAUCGGUUCUGGGUCGUCAGCCGUGCAAAUUGUUCCCAACAUCCAACCCAUUGUGGGAAACUUGAAGUGCUUCAUUCGCAGUGCAUCAUGGGUAACUGGUGGCUUUGGUCAGCGCUUUGCCGGCAAAGGAGGUGUUAACUUCGAGUACAACGAGACACAACGGGCAAUUCUCCGGACCGACCCGGUGAAAUAUCUCGCCUACAGGAAGAAAAUUGAGUCUGAGCUCAACAGCCGCUUCCGCUUCAUCCUGAACGGGUCGAAGGAGCAGCAGGACGCUAGAGAGUUCGCGGAGAAGGACAUGCGGACCAAGCUUGCGAGUAAGCCUGAAAUUGCAGACCUGAUAGUCCCAAAGGAUUUUGCCGUGGGUUGCCGGAGGCCAACACCAGGCAACGGAUACCUCGAGGCGCUUUGCAAGGACAAUGUCACCGUUGUGUCUUCGAGUAUCGAAGAGAUCACUCCCAAGGGCAUCAGGUCGGCAGAUGGUGUGGAACACGAGUUUGAUGUUAUUGUCUGUGCCACGGGCUUCGAUGUCAGCUGGCGGCCACAUUAUCCCACGAUCGGCCGACAUGGCAUCAGCCUCAGUGAUUACUGGAAAGAUGUCCCUAAUACUUAUCUUUCUAUCACGGUGGCAAACUUCCCCAACUACAUCAUCUUCAACGGGCCUUUCGGCCCAUACGGCCAUGGCAGCUUCCUCCCCAUCACCGAGACGGUGUCCAGAUAUGUCAUGCAAAUGUUGACAAAGAUGUCUGAGGAAGAGAUUUCCUCAUUCUCACCGAAGGAGGAGGCCGUCGCCGACUUUGCCGAGCACCGCCGCAAGUUCCUCCCUCGCACGGCGUGGACGUCACCUUGCCGCUCCUGGUUCAAGCAAGGCACUGUUGAUGGUGAGCCCAUGAUGUGGCCCGGCUCGCGCAUCCACUUCUUCAGAACGGUAGAGAGGCCCCGAUGGGAGGAUUAUGAAUUGAAGUACACCACGCCAAACCGCUUUGGUUAUUUCGGUAACGGCUUCGCCGCCUGUGAGAAUGACGGCACUGAUCUCACGUGGUAUCUCGGACUCCUAGACGGGAGCGAUAGGCAGCCUGCGCUGCCGGACGAGGACUUUGCGGAGUUCUUGUUGAACAUAUAA
Messenger RNA from Diaporthe amygdali, 1743 nucleotides. Its product is annotated as steroid monooxygenase. Lineage: Eukaryota; Fungi; Ascomycota; Sordariomycetes; Diaporthales; Diaporthaceae. The transcript has 7 exons. Bases 1 to 1743 code for a protein of 580 amino acids. The record is from RefSeq and is a predicted model, not a curated record. Gene Ontology annotation, molecular function: flavin adenine dinucleotide binding; N,N-dimethylaniline monooxygenase activity; NADP binding.